Lineus longissimus is the source of this 3147-nucleotide messenger RNA. RefSeq lists its product as uncharacterized. Gene Ontology annotation, biological process: regulation of DNA-templated transcription. The transcript is spliced from 2 exons. Bases 213 to 2744 code for a protein of 843 amino acids. Gene Ontology annotation, molecular function: RNA polymerase II cis-regulatory region sequence-specific DNA binding; DNA-binding transcription factor activity, RNA polymerase II-specific. The record is from RefSeq and is a predicted model, not a curated record. NCBI's taxonomy places the organism in Eukaryota, Metazoa, Nemertea, Pilidiophora, Heteronemertea, Lineidae.
UUUUUCUCUGCCUCUAUUUUCGAAUCGAUUUUCCCCUCAUUUGGACAUCUGCAGGGCGAUAACUCCACUUGAAACUCCAAUAUGCUGUGCCAGGCUGGGAUAUUUUCUGGUUGAGACAAAAUUGAACGCUCGAUGUCGAACUUACACCACAAGUACGAGUCUAGCAGAAAAUCCAAAUAAAGACUUCCGUAACCUUUCAGGACUUGCGUACAAUGGAACAUAGUAGUGAGAGUAAGAAUCGAACAGACAGUUCAUUUUCUGGCCUGGAAAUUAUCGAGGUGAAGAGUGGUGAUGCCAGUAUGAAUCUGUUGGACAAUAACAGGGCAGGAGAAGUUAAGAAAAUUGAAAAAAAAGAUGCAGCGGUCCAAGUGAACUGUAGAUUGAUUAAAAUCGCCGAUUUUCCUGCCUACUGUGAAAGUGAAAGCCAGCACGGCACAGGGCGAAAGGUUCAAUCUGCUCUCUUUCUCAAUGAAAUGGGGUCCAUUGCCAAAUUUCACAAACUUUCUGGCCCAGUUUUGGUGCAUGGGGAUCGCAUUCGUAAACGUUCUGCCAUGCUGACGUUUAGUCAGAUGAGAGACCUGAUGUCACAAGCUGAACACGAUGCAUCCGGGGAUACUACCCUUGAAGUAUCAGAUGAUACGAAUAGACAUGGAGAUACAGCUGUCGUUGCUAAAAAUGAUGAUAAACAUUCGAGUGUGGAGGUUCCUGCUCCGCACCAGAUGUCCGGACCUUUGAAGUGCAAGUUUGAUCAGUUAAAAGAACUUAUGUCACAGGCAAGAGAGUUAGGUGUUAUGAAAGUAGAAACUGAGGCAACAAGCAGUGACUUUGAAACUGUUCACAAGAAUGAGCAAAACCGUUAUGACUUCAACAGCGGUGUAAGAGUGAGUCGUGGGUGUUCAUUAGGAGGUAGUAUUGCAGAAGCUCUAAGGCAGUGUGAAAUGGUAUUGCCAGAAUAUAGUGGUCACUCUGUGGAAAUGACAGUGCCCGAUUAUGGCAGUCGGGCUGGUGGUAAAGGUAGUAGUAAAACAGGUGAUACAAGUAGCAACUCUAGUAGUAGGGCUGGUGAUAGUGGUCGUGAUAAACGUUAUGACAAAAGUAGUGCUUUUGAUGGCAAUGGCAAUGAUGAUGAUGAUGUCAAAGUUAUUGAUGGUGAUGAUGAUGAUUUCAUGCCCACAACUGAAGUAGCAUUGACAUCUAGAAGGAUGAUAUCAUCGACUGAAGAGGAAAACGAAAAUGAGAAGAAGACAAGGAGCGAUAGCCCACAAUGGGUUCGACGUUCUGCCAGAGAGCGUAUCAAGUGCAGCCAUUGUGAUAGAAUGUUCACCAACCAGAAUCAGUGCCGAGCACAUGAAACUGAACAUGUUCUGGCGGUCGUGUCAUGUGCUGCCUGCCCCAUGGAGUUCCCUAACGAGGAAGAAUUGAUCAAGCAUGCACAGGCAGUACAUCUUCAGUCUCCAAAAAUAAGCCGCCUGAAGGAGGGUCCUGAAACUCGUACUUCAACAAUGAAAUCUCCAAGUGUGCAUUCGAAAGUCCUCCAAUUCAGAUCAGAAACAGAGACUAUGACUUCUAAAAAAGAUUUAAGGCAAAGCGUCGCAAGUGGAUUAAAACGUGUUAAUCCAGAUCAAGGUGAUAUGGCUGAGCAAUGCCCCUCUAAGCGCGUGCUGAGGACCAUGCUUAAGUGUUGUGAUUGUGUUCAAGUAUUUAAUUCACUAGCUGACUUGGAUGCUCACAGAAAGAUGAUGCACUUACUCCAGUCUCAUGAAAAGGGCCCUAAGAUUCCGAUGACGACAAAAGGACAACCAGAAAAAGAUCAGCUCUCAAACCUUAAUUCAAAUAAACCAAAUCUCCUGUCUGUCACCCCAAAGGUACAGUCUAGUAGUAGUACACCAAAGGUAGAGUCUAGUGCCCAAAAGGUACUGUCCAGUACUCCAAAAGUGCAGUUGAGUGCAUUGACUGCACCACUAGUACACCCAGUUAAGCCAAUGAUGCAGUCAAUCAAGGUAAGUACUGAGAAAUCCAAUGUUAAACAGAGUGGCGGGAUAAAAUGUUCAAAAUGUUUAUGGGUGUUCUUUGACAGAGAAAAGCUCCAUGAGCAUGAGGCAAAGGUCCAUAAGAUAGCUAAUCCUACCAAAGAUGAUGGUCGAAAGGGAAAUGAUGUACAAAAAGAGCAGAAGGCAGAUGAAAAGUCUGACACUAGCAAAAGAAAUGAAAUUAGAUCAGUUGGGAUUGAGAAGAGGAAUAAGGGCAGACAGAGAGAGGUCACACAUGACAGCGACUCCACUAGUACCGAUACUGACGGGGACUUGGACAACGAUGCUCGGAGCUCCAGCUCAAGUGAGAAAUUACCAAUAAGCUCGCGUUCUAAACGAGAGAUGAAACAAUGUCCACACUGCCAUUUGAGGAUUUCAUGUCCGGAGAGCCUUAAAAAGCAUGUUGCUGGUCACCUGUCUGGCUACUGUUGUGGUUCCUGUGACUUCGUUUGUAAGACCGAGCGCAGCCUGAGGACUCACUUCAGGCAUAAACAUGGGGAACAAACAGUUAAAAGACAAGAAACCGAUGUAUCAGCUGAUAAAGAUGAUGAUGAGAAAGAGGAUGCAGCUUCUGCAGACGGUUCGGAUGAUGCAUCAUAUAAAUCUGAGCAGCCUCGGAAGCCCACUUUGAAGGUCAGCAGAAAUCUCUUCAAGAAACGACCACAUAACGAUUCUCCUUUAGCAACCGGUACGGACGAUUCAAACAUCGAAUGACGUCACUGUCAUCAGUUAAGAGGUCUUUUGUCUUUGAGACGUGAUCGUCAUCAUCAUCAUCAUCAUGAAACUGCCCUCGUCAUCAUCUUUGAGCAUUCAUUGUUGAUGGUUAUCAUCAUCACCACACUCGUUGUCGGUAAAAUACUUUCCCAUAAUUCUCAAAAAUUUUCAAACUGUGAAUAUCAUGCGAUAAUUUUAUUGUGUAAUGUUAGAUGUACAUGUAUGUUACAUUUCUUAAAAAUUUGCAUUUGAGCUCCACCAUAGAUCCACAAGUGGGGAGCAAAGAUUUAGAUCAACAAUGUACAUGUAUGCAUGGACAAUACAGGUGCGAUAGUGCCAAAUUUACAGUACCAGAAUAUUGAAAGUUGUGCUUGAUAGAAAAAGUUGCUUCUACUUAAUAAAA